UCCUGCACAACCCCCUUCUCCCCCUCCUCCUUCUACCACAGCAAAGACAGGGCCUCAGUGGCUCCGCGCGCGCCGGGAGAACUACAACUCGCAGCAGGCAGCGUGGCGGGCGGGCGGCCCUCGGCGGUGCCCGCAGGACCCCGGAGCGGGCGCGGGCUGCCCGGCGCGGCGCCCGCAGGACCCCGGCAGCUACCCAUGCCUAGGUGAGUUCGCGUGAGCCGCCGCCGCCGCCGUCCCGUCCCCGCCGCCGCCCCGCGCGGCCCCGCCGCCGGCCAGGAUGCUGGAGGAAGCAGGAGAGGUGCUGGAGAACAUGCUGAAGGCGUCGUGCCUGCCGCUCGGCUUCAUCGUCUUCCUGCCCGCCGUGCUGCUGCUCGUGGCGCCGCCGCUGCCCGCCGCCGACGCGGCGCACGAGUUCACCGUGUACCGCAUGCAGCAGUACGACCUGCAGGGACAGCCCUACGGCACGCGGAACGCGGUGCUUAACACGGAGGCGCGCACCAUCGACGCAGAUGUGCUGAGCCGGCGCUGCGUGCUCAUGCGGCUGCUGGACUUCUCGUACGAGCGUUACCAGCGCGCCCUACGCCAGUCGGCCGGUGCCGUGGUCAUCAUCCUGCCGCGGGCCAUGGCCGCGGUGCCGCAGGACGUCAUCCGGCAAUUCAUGGAGAUCGAGCCCGAGAUGCUGGCCAUGGAGACCAUCGUGCCCGUGUACUUUGCCGUGGAGGACGACGCCCUGCUGUCCAUCUACGAGCAGACGCAAGCUGCGUCCGCCUCCCAGGGCUCCGCCUCUGCCGCCGAAGUGCUGCUUCAUACCGCCACCGCCAGCGGCUUCCAGAUGGUCACCAGCGGGCUCCAGAGCAAGGCCGUGAGCGACUGGCUCAUCACCAGCGUGGAGGGGCGGCUGACCGGGCUGGGCGGAGAGGACCUGCCCACCAUCGUCAUCGUGGCCCACUACGACGCCUUCGGGGUGGCCCCGUGGCUGUCGCACGGCGCGGACUCCAACGGGAGCGGCAUCUCCGUGCUGCUGGAGCUCACCCGUCUCUUCUCCAGGCUCUAUACCUACAAGCGCACCCACGCCGCGUACAACCUCCUGUUCUUUGCGUCUGGAGGAGGAAAGUUCAACUACCAGGGCACCAAGCGCUGGUUAGAAGACAAUCUGGACCACACAGAUUCCAGCUUGCUCCAGGACAACGUGGCCUUCGUCCUCUGCCUGGACACCCUGGGCCGGGGGGACAGCCUGCACCUGCACGUGUCCAAGCCGCCCAGGGAGGGGACGCUACAGCACUCCUUCCUGCGGGAGCUCGAGACGGUGGCCGCCCACCAGUUCCCCGAGGUGCGGUUCUCCAUGGUGCACAAGAAGAUCAACCUGGCGGAGGACAUCCUGGCCUGGGAGCAUGAGCGCUUCGCCAUCCGCCGGCUGCCUGCCUUCACCCUGUCCCAUCUGGAGAGCCACCGUGACGGCCAGCGCAGCAGCAUCAUGGACGUGCGGUCCCGGGUUGACUCUAAA
Molecule: messenger RNA, 1504 nt
Organism: Physeter macrocephalus (sperm whale)
Lineage: Eukaryota; Metazoa; Chordata; Mammalia; Artiodactyla; Physeteridae
Product: BOS complex subunit NCLN
Exons: 11
Biological process (GO): regulation of signal transduction
Cellular component (GO): endoplasmic reticulum membrane
Source: RefSeq, a predicted model, not a curated record